AUGGUGGAUGCAGCCACCAUCGCCGUGGUGGCGGUGUGCGCGGUUGUGGCCGUCAUCCUGAUCGUGGCCAUUAUGUUCUACCUCUACACGCUGGGCCGCUUCCGGCGCUCGCUCGAAGAACUGGACGACGCAGAGUCACAGAAGCAGCAGCUCAGCAGGGAGAGCUCGCGCAAGGCCUCAUCCUCGGCAUCCAGACGCGCGUCCACACACGACGUGCGUCGGCCUUCGUACCUUCAGGAUGACAACAGCAACAGCAACACCACCAGUACCACCAACCAGGAGCCUGCACGCCGCAAGAGCACCGCAUGGGACACCCCUGCCAACGCUGAUGGUGCAACAGGCAUCUCCUCGCUCUCGCCCCCAUCGGCAAACAGAAAGGCGAGUUCUGGUGUUGCGGAGUUUCUGGAACCAAUGUCCAGUCGGGACUUUGCUCUCGGCGCCCCGGCCCUUCCAGACCAGGAACGCGAGGUGUUUUCCAAUCCGCUCUUUGGAAUGGACGAGGCAGAGUUUGAGGACGACUCACACAACACCACCAACAGCACCACCAUCAACAACAACAACAACAGCAACAGCAACGCCGCAACCGACAGCAGCCGUCGGGAGAAGCGCAGUGGCAACAUGCUGCAUCGACACGUGACACGAUGGAAACCCGCGGACACGGAUGACUUGGAUGUGCUGUAUGGUGACAAGUAUGUUGGCACAGACCUCCGUCGUGUCAUCCCUGUUGCGGUCGAUUGGGGCGUGGACGACCCAUCCUACUACCCGACAGCAUAUACCGCAGCGUCCGUGCUUGCAGGCAGAGAAUGGGCGGAUCCCGAGGACACGUCCCAGCUCAGAUUCAAUGCCAUUGACGUUGUGAAGGGCAAACGCGUGAACCGCAUUUCGCACCACGGCCAAUACGCCGUUGUCGACGGACUGCCCCUGAAUGUGCGAGGGCGGACGGGCAUCCGUGGCCGCGGCGUGCUCGGGCGGUGGGGGCCAAACCACGCAGCAGACCCCGUUGUCACCAGGUGGGCGUUCACCCCCGAGGGGGAUCCCGUGUACCGCAACGGCAAACGCGUGCUGGAGUUUGUGGCCGUUCGACGCAGAGACAACGCCAUGCUCGCAUUUCCCGGCGGUUUCGUUGAUCCUGGCGAGCGCGUGAGCGAAACGCUGAAGAGGGAAUUCAGCGAAGAGGCACUCAACUCAUUGCAGAUGUCUGAAGCGGAAGUGCGUGCGCUGCGCAGUGCUGUGGACGGGUUGUUUGCUGCCGGCAGCGAGGUGUACCGUGGUUACGUGCACGACGACAGAAACACGGACAACGCAUGGAUUGAGACCACGUGCGUGCUGUAUCAUGACGCAAGCGGGCAUGCGUUGGGGAACUUUGCCCUCAGCGGCGGCGAUGACGCAAUGGAAGCGCACUGGGAGAUGGUCCGCAGUGAUCUCACCAUGCACGCCGGGCACCACAACUGGCUCGCACUCGUUGCGCGCAAGCUUGGCUGCUUCUGGUCUGAGGAGCGCGGUGCCGACGACGUGGAGGUGUCGCUGCCCAUGGCGGCGAGCGGUGCUGCUGCAAUCACCAACGUCAUGUUUGCGCCCUCCAUGCCCGGUGCCGCGAGCGGGCAGGGCGCGGGCGGCACCAGCCUGAACAGAACGCCAACCAACAGCGUGGACAAUUUGUCCACCACCAGCGGGAACGAACAGGCGCGGACGCCCCAGCACAACGUCACGGCGGCAGACCUUGCAAGGUUCACAAAGGGGCAACACAGCCGAGCAAACACGACGUCAUCAGCAACAACACGUGGAGGAACAACAACAACAACAACAACGGCAGCAGCGGCAAGCAAUGUCACUGGUGACGACAGUGGGUUUGAGCGUGUUGGCGGACGCGUUGCUGGCAUGGAGGGCGAUGUUGAUCUGGAGAUGGACGAGUACAACGACACACAGGCCAACAACACCUUACGCCGACAAGACCUCGCUGAUGUGCAUGUGUGGGCCGAGGAGAACCAGGACGCAGUUGAAGAUGUGCAAGCCGUUCUUGAGCAGUACUCAGAUGUCAUUGCCGUGUUCGACGCAAAGUAUCUCGGGCACGUGAAGACGACCAACCCCGGCGGCAACGAGGUGGUGGAGGCGUGCAUCAAGGUUGUGCGGGAAGACAAGUCACGCAUGCAAGGCGUGGUUGAGCUUGAGAUCAGUCCCCGCGGAAUUGUCAUCCAGCGACCGGCGACGAAGGGUGGAGAAUCUGUGGAAAUCUUACGCGAUAUUCCGAUCAAGGCCAUUUCCUUUACGGGCGUGGAUCGCACAUACAAGAAGCUGUUUGCAUUCAUUGCCAACAACAGCGAGGAGGAAGGCAUGCUCUGCCACGUGUUUCAGUGCAAAUCAAAGGCGCAAAACGUUUCGGACACCAUCACAGAGGCGUUUAGAAUUGCGCAAGAGACGCGCAUUGAUCCGUUUGCACUCAAUCGUGACACAACAGACACCUCGCCCGUCGUCACCGGCCUCUUCAAGGAGUCGCAACUGCCACGGGAGCAGCUGAAGGUGAAGAUGAUCAUUGGUCACGGGCAAUACGGAAAAGUCUUCCUCGCAGACCGCAAGCUACCCAGCGCCACUGGUAGCAGUGAUGGCAGCGGCGAUGGUGGGAGCGGUGGUGUACAGCAGGUUGCGGUCAAGCUGAUGCGGCCGCACAUUGCUGUCAAGGACAUGAUUGACUUCCUCGGCGAAGCAGCCAUGAUGAUGAAUUUUGACAACGAGUUCUGCCUGCAGCUGGUGGGCACGUGCGUGAACAAGGCACCCUGGCUCAUCGUCGUCGUCGUGGACUUUAUGCAAUACAAGGACCUCGGCACACUCAUGCGCCAGUGCAACCGCGCUCAGGUCCGCCUCCGCAGCCACGAGCAGUUGACCAUCUUGCAUCAGGUCUCUCGCGGCCUUACCUACCUCAGCAAGCACCGGUUUGUGCACAGGGACGUGGCAGCGCGCAACAUUCUCCUCCACCACGACAAUCAGGUCAAGAUUGGCGACUUUGGACUCACGCGCAAGAUCCCAGACGGACAGAACCACUGGCGACUGGACAAAGCAGGUCGCCUGCCCGUCAAGCACAUGGCCGUCGAAUCCCUCACACUCAAGCGCUUCUCCUCCGCCUCCGACGUCUGGUCGUUCGGCGUGCUUGUGUGGGAGAUACUUGCGUACGGGGCGCCGCCCUGGGAAUCACAGGGCAUUGCGACCAAGGACGUGCGCAAGGCGCUGCUUGCAGGCACGCGCCUCGAGAAACCAGAGUUUGUUGCGUCUGAUGAGUUUCCGACGCCGGAGGAGGAGGAACACGCACGUGACGUGUGGGAUGACAUGUACAUCAUCGCGGCGUCGUGCUGGGCGGCACAGCCGGAAGAAAGGCCCACCUUCCCAGACCUUCGCGACACCAUUGCGCAAGUGCUGGACAACGAGCUCCUCUUCCACGGACCCGCACGCCCCGUGCGUGAUGUUGGCAAGACGUGCUUUGAGGCGCUUGAGCAGCUGAAGAAGCGACGCGGGAAAGCGGGCCGGCGUGGCAGGUCCAUCAUCAAGGGAACAACACCAUCAUCGUCAGCAUCAUCAGCAAAGGCAGCAAAGGCAACAGCGAGAAAGGCGGGGGGAAGAACCAGCGGUUCCACAGCACACAGUGCCAGCUCGGGCGACGAGCAGUAG
Salpingoeca rosetta is the source of this 3657-nucleotide messenger RNA. Its product is annotated as TK/HMTK protein kinase. NCBI's taxonomy places the organism in Eukaryota, Choanoflagellata, Craspedida, Salpingoecidae. Gene Ontology annotation, molecular function: protein tyrosine kinase activity; ATP binding; ADP-ribose diphosphatase activity. The record is from RefSeq and is a predicted model, not a curated record. Gene Ontology annotation, biological process: protein phosphorylation. Bases 1 to 3657 code for a protein of 1218 amino acids. The transcript has 22 exons.